Frieseomelitta varia is the source of this 994-nucleotide messenger RNA. RefSeq lists its product as uncharacterized. The transcript has 3 exons. NCBI's taxonomy places the organism in Eukaryota, Metazoa, Arthropoda, Insecta, Hymenoptera, Apidae. The record is from RefSeq and is a predicted model, not a curated record. The coding region runs from base 323 to 799 and encodes 158 amino acids.
GAUUUGUAACACUCGCGAGAUGCUUCUCCUCGUUCGGAGGGAUGAUUCAGAGAUUAACGCGAAGUCGCAGGAGCAUAAGGCAAGGACGAUAGAAUGAGGGAGUGAGGGGGAGGGAUGGCUUAAAAGCACGCUGCGGAAUCGAAAUGUAGAGGGGAGGCCAGGUAUCCUGGAAGUUCCCCGGGAGCUAGUUUCCAAGCUACGAUUCUCCGGGAACGACGAUCGACAGAGUUUCCACAGUGUUUAUUAACCGCGAGACCAGCGAAUCGUAGACUCGAACGCGACGCCUCGGGGCGUUCGCACGAAUACCCAACUGUCCAGAAUUAUGGCCACGAAGAUUAGGAACGAGCCCCGGACCGACAUAGAACCCGCCUUGGAAAUCCGUGCUGGGGAGAUCGUUGGAGCUUCGGUGUCCAAGAUCACGACGCCUAACGUCGGAGUCGGGCCCCGUAAACUCACUGAGCUGAAUUCUAGCAUUGUCAUGGUGAUCGCGGCGAUAAUGGCCGGCGGAUUUGCUGGAAUAUCGAUGGACACCUUACUCGAUGGAUUUCCUGGGAACGUCCGAAUAUAUAUGUACGAAGUCCAGACGAUGGAAAACAUUUGGCAUUUGCAACUGGCGGAGAAAUCGAGGAUGAAAUUAGAAGGAUCGUGGAAUGGAGAUGCGCGUUCGUCCAAGACGAGCGUACACACGGCUUUGAUUUUUCGACCAGCGUACGUGAACACAACGACGAGCGAGUGGACUCUUCUCGUGCUAUUUUCUGCCGUGGAAUAUCGCGCGGAGGCACAUGACGACAACUUUUGAUGGAAUUCGUGGGCUGGAUGCGAAGCAGACUGCCUCAAAGAACCUGAGAAUCGAGUAAGUACUCUCUCAUUUACAUUCUUGCGUUUUAUCCGAGUGCGAAUUUACAAGCCCGUAGGUACUCGUGGAUAUUCCAACAGCGUUGGUUCAGUUCUGCGAUUUUAAUGCAAUACUUGGAAAGAUGAGUUUAUUAAAGAG